Messenger RNA from Knipowitschia caucasica, 966 nucleotides. The record is from the annotation of a GenBank genome assembly. NCBI's taxonomy places the organism in Eukaryota, Metazoa, Chordata, Actinopteri, Gobiiformes, Gobiidae.
AUGAUGCUUUGCGGCGUGAGUUCCCAGGCCGUGACAACUCUGGCGACAGGCCUAUCUGACGCUCUGACCCUUUUCAAGUCGCCGCCUCACAGCCGCAGAUACACCCCGGCUCCAGGCCUGGAUAAGGGGGUGCAGGGGGCAGCAGGGGAGGGGCCCUCUGUCCUCGACACAAACAAAGUCCCGCCUCCUUCUGCAUUUCCUGUGAUUGACACCAGCGUCCGCCGCUCUAACGCCUCCUCAAUCACGGUGCUUUAUGGUGCGAGGCGACAGGUCCAGGCCUCACACCAGGGCUCAGACUGGUCCUGCUCUUCCGAACAACAACAGUUCCAUCUUAAAGCCUCCCAGUGUAACACACGAGAAGGCAGAGAGGAAGAGGCCUUCACAGAGAAGGCAGAGAGGAAGAGCAUCCCACUGUACAGGCCUUCAAAGAGAAGGCAGAGAGGAAGAGGCCUUCACAGAGAAGGCAGAGAGGAAGAGCAUCCCACUGUACAGGCCUUCACAGAGAAGGCAGAGAGGAAGAGGCCUUCACAGAGAAGGCAGAGAGGAAGAGGCCUUCACAGAGAAGGCAGAGAGGAAGAGGCCUUCACAGAGAAGGCAGAGAGGAAGAGGCCUUCAGAGAGAAGGCAGAGAGGAAGAGGCCUUCACAGAGAAGGCAGAGAGGAAGAGGCCUUCGCAGAGAAGGCAGAGAGGAAGAGGCCUUCACAGAGAAGGCAGAGAGGAAGCGGCCUUCACAGAGAAGGCAGAAAGGAAGAGGCCUUCACAGAGAAGGCAGAGAGGAAGAGGCCUUCACAGAGAAGGCAGAGAGGAAGAGGCCUUCGCAGAGAAGGCAGAGAGGAAGAGGCCUUCGCAGAGAAGGCAGAGAGGAAGAGGCCUUCGCAGAGAGGAAGAGGCCUUCGCAGAGAAGGCAGAGAGGAAGAGGCCUUCACAGAGAAGGCAGAGAGGAAGAGGCCUUCACAGAGAAGUUGA